AUAUAUAAAUACUGCUAGCAAUUUUCAUCAACCAGUCAGACAAUGCGCUAAAUAAGCUUACGUGGACUCGAGCCACCAGCACCCCAUUUUAGCUGCGCUGAACACCUGACAUAUCGGGGGCUGGCUAACUCCAUGGUUCGUGGCCGUGAUGGUGUUAGUUCGAACCUGAGCCACGGCAGUUACUGGGUGAGAUUGGUGGUGUUUUUCCUUCAACCCUAGCUAAGGAUUGGCCACAAGCUGGUAUAUUUGCCUUAAUGACUCUUGUGCAGUCGAUAGGCAAUAAGUCCAAGCCUUCUCUUUCCGCCUAUCUCAGAUUGCCUGAAGAUGACCUCAGAGACAGGUCGAAACGUCGCAGAGCGCCAGAGUCCAGUUUUAGAGCAAUACCACUUGCAAAGAGAGAGUUAGUUACACAAAUAAAAAAAAAAAAACAAUGCUGAGGUUUCUCUUACUUUUAACCUCAUCUGCACUAAAUAGAUUAUACAUAUUGGAUCUAAUCAGUGAUAAACAUAUUAUCUUGUAUAUAUGUCACUCAGAAUGAAAGGAAAAAAAAAAAAAGAUACAUAUCUAACGAGAUACUGAACACGUCAGUCUUUAUCUACACAAGUGAUAAAUGAUAUAGACCAUAACCACUUCCAAUCACGCCCCCUUUCUGUUUGGAUGACCUUAUAAAGCAAAUGUUUCUGCAACUGUCGCUCAUUUUGCAUUGGUUGUUUCAUAAGUGAACAUCUAAGACAAUGGAAAAAAUCAGUCAUCUGGAAGACUCGCAGGAGCCAAAAGUUAAGAAAUUGAAAAAAGAGACCAAAGUCUUCCAAGAUGCUGUGCACGGUACCAUUGCAAUACCCUACGCCUGUAAGGUCGUGGUGGACACCCAAGAAUUCCAGCGUUUAAGAGGUCUGAGACAGCUGGGAAUGGCUUACAUGGUGUAUCCAUCAGCGAAUCACACUCGUUUUGAGCACAGCCUCGGUGCAUGCCAUUUAGCUGGACUACUUGCUGCAAGUCUGAAGGAGAAACAACAAGAGUUGUGUCUUGACGAUAAGGACGUGUUGUGCGUGCAACUUGCUGGACUAUGCCAUGACCUUGGACAUGGGCCCCUGGGACACUUCUGGGAGCCCUUCGCUUCUAAGACGCUUCAGAAAAGAUGGAAACAUGAAGAAAUGUCUGUGCGCAUGCUUGACCACUUGUGGAAGAAGAAUGAUUUAAAGGAUUCGUUAAGGGAAUUGAACGAUGAUGAUCUGGCAUUCAUCAAGGCAAUGAUACAUCCAAAAGGAUGCCCGCUCCCAGAGAAGUAUCGGUCGAAAAAAUUUCUCUUGCAAAUCGUAGCUAAUGAAGAAACAGGGAUCGAUGUCGACAAAUGGGACUAUUUUCUACGAGACUCUUUACACUUAGGGAUAAAGGUUACAUUUGACCCUAAAAGGUUUAUCGAAUAUUCGAGGGUCAUUGAAAAGAAUGGAGAGAAGAUCAUAUGCUUCCGUGACAAGAUGUACAGGGAGGUGCUUGAGCUGUUCCAGACACGCUACGUACUCCACUGCAAGGCGUACAGACACAAAGUACUUGACUGCAUUGAUCUUAUGGUCAAUGACGCCCUUCAUGCUGAAAUCCAUUCUAAUGAAGAUUACAGAAAACCGGGGACAGCAGUAGCCGGGGACAGGUCACUGACCUGA
Molecule: messenger RNA, 1661 nt
Organism: Portunus trituberculatus (swimming crab)
Lineage: Eukaryota; Metazoa; Arthropoda; Malacostraca; Decapoda; Portunidae
Product: deoxynucleoside triphosphate triphosphohydrolase SAMHD1-like
Exons: 9
Coding region: 735-1661 (308 amino acids)
Biological process (GO): dGTP catabolic process
Cellular component (GO): nucleus
Molecular function (GO): dGTPase activity
Source: RefSeq, a predicted model, not a curated record